GCUGCUCGGCCCACACUCGCCACUGUGGCCCAGUUAUAAACGUGCCACACGCUGGGAAACCGCAGCUCACUCCCCCCAUCCACCCCACCACACACUGACAAUAUGAGAAUCGGGCGCGUGCUCAUCGCCGCGGCGCUCGCGCUGUCAUACAGCGCCGAUGCAAAGGUCUCUAACAAAGCCACAUACAACGACUGGAGCCUGUCCCAGGCGCAAGAGUUCCUCAAGGCGCACGGCGUCAAGGGCUGGGACUCGACCAACCUCGACGAGGUUAAGAGCAAGGUGGCUGAGCAUGCGGAUGCAGCGGCUACGUGGGCAUCCGACCACGCCGCGUCCGCCGCCACGUCCGUGCACAAGGCUGCCUCGUACGUCUGGCGCGAGCUCGACGAGGCCAAGGACUACGUCUACUCUACAUGGGACGAGAGCCAGCUGCACGCCUGGCUUGUGGAGCACCACGUGCUCCCGGCCCCCGCGCCGACGGGUAAGGCGGCGCUGCUGAGCGCCGUGUCCAAGGCCUACACCUCGACCACGAGCGCAGCGUACGAGUCGUGGAGCGACAGCACGCUGCGUGAGUGGCUGGCCGAGCACGGCGUCGUUCCGCCGUCCAACAAGCGCGAGGACCUGCUCAAGACCAUCAAGGACGCAUACUACGACACCAAGGACAAGGUGUACACUACGUGGGAUGACGCGACGAAGCGCAACUGGCUCGUCGACAACGGUAUCCUCAAGAAAUCCGCCCCAGAGCUCCACCCGGACAAGUACACCAAGCUCCUGGACGAGCACUACACGCACGCCAAGUCGACCAUCUGGCAGGCGUGGAAGGACAGCGACAUCCGCCAGUGGCUCGUGGACAACGGCUACGUCAAGUCGGACUACCAGGCGAAGCGCGACGAGCUCAUCAACGAAAUCUCAACCAAGUACACGUCCAACAUCUGGGAGCCGUACCUCGCGUGGCCUGACGCCCGACUGCGCGCGUACCUCCGCUCAAAGGGCGUCGACGACACCAAGUACAUUGGGCGCACGAACCUGCUGCAGGAAGUGCGCGUGCAGUACACCGAGGCGUCCGACUUCCUUUCCAGCCUAGUAGGCUACGUCAAGGCGGCUGUCGGGGUCGCCUACUCCCAGCUGUCGGACGGCGUCGCGUCCUUCCUGGGCGUGGUGCACUCGCGCGCCGUGGAGACGGAGGAGCAGCUCGAGGCUGGCGUGAGCUCGGUCUCGUCUGCCGCGGACCGCGCCAAGGCCUCGGCGAGCUCGGCCGCGAGCGCCGCGAGCGUGUCGGCUGCUAGUGCCGCCGCGGCCUUGGAGAGCAGGUACGCCGACAGUGCGAGCUCGGCUUCGCGCUUCGCGCACGUGUCGGCCAGCUCGGUGUCGGCGCGCCUGAGCUCGGCGUACUCGCGUGCCAGUGCGUCGGCGGCCAGCGCCGACAGCGACGCCAAGGCGAGCCUGUCGUCGGCCGCGAAGGACGCCAAGGCGUCCCUCGAUGCCGAGUGGACGCGCGCGCGCAAGGACGCGGACGCGGCUGCGAGUGCCGCGUCGGCGGACGCUGCGUCCCGUGGGCGCGCGGCACGCGCGAGCGCCUCGUCUGCCGCGGCGGCCGCCGAGGACCAGUGGCACAAGGCGGUGAAGAGCGCUUCGGCUUGGGCUGCUGGCGCGACCAAGAGUCUGAGUGCCGCGUUUGAGGCCGCCGCUGCGAGCGCCGCGAGCGUCGCGUCGCAGGCUAGUGCCACUGCCUCGAGCGCGUACCAGAAGGCCAAGAAGGAGUUUUAGGCCCCCGCCGGCUGUAGCGAGAGAAUAGUAGUUAGUAGUCGGGGUCCGCCCCAUAACUGAGAAAUGAAGAAUCUUGACGACGCCAA
Vanrija pseudolonga is the source of this 1850-nucleotide messenger RNA. RefSeq lists its product as uncharacterized. The transcript has 4 exons. Lineage: Eukaryota; Fungi; Basidiomycota; Tremellomycetes; Trichosporonales; Trichosporonaceae. The record is from RefSeq and is a predicted model, not a curated record. The coding region runs from base 103 to 1764 and encodes 553 amino acids.